AUGGGCGCUAAAAAUAAAGUCAACCAAGCCAAAAUUGACCAACAAAAAGCCAAAUUAGAAAAAGAAUUACAAGAAUUAAAAGAGCAAUUACAAAACGAAAAUGACCCCAUCAAAAAACAAGAAUUAGAGCAAAAGACCAAAGCAAUAGAACAACAAAUCCAAAAUCUUGGUAAUAAUUCCCCCAACCCACCGAUUAAUCCAAAGGAAAAAGAAAUUAUUGAUCGUCAAGAAGCCUUAAAAAGAGCCAAAAAUUUGAGCCUGGACCUUUUUUGCGUGGCUCCAGACAAAAAUCCUCCGGUUUGUAAAUUAAUCAAUUAUCAAAAAUACGCUUUUGAAUUAAGUAAAAAAAAGAAAGACAAAAAAGAAAAUAUUUGUAAAGAAGUCAGGAUUUCUUUCAAUAUUGGUGAAAAAGAUUUAAAAGAUAAAUUGGAAAGAGUUAACAAAUGGACUGAAAAGGGUUGA
Messenger RNA from Racocetra persica, 462 nucleotides. NCBI's taxonomy places the organism in Eukaryota, Fungi, Glomeromycota, Glomeromycetes, Diversisporales, Gigasporaceae. The record is from the annotation of a GenBank genome assembly.